Messenger RNA from Ipomoea nil (Japanese morning glory), 828 nucleotides. RefSeq lists its product as uncharacterized. The transcript has a single exon. The record is from RefSeq and is a predicted model, not a curated record. Bases 1 to 828 code for a protein of 275 amino acids. NCBI's taxonomy places the organism in Eukaryota, Viridiplantae, Streptophyta, Magnoliopsida, Solanales, Convolvulaceae.
AUGACACAGAGGAAGUAUGCCUUAGAACUCCUUGAAGAAACAGACUUCCUAUUUUGUAAGCCAGCAAAGACUCCCAUGGUUACAUCUAUUAAGCUAAGCAAGAAUACUGGGGAGAGACUAGAGGACACCACUCAGUAUAGAAGGUUGAUAGGCAAAUUGCUCUAUCUCACAAUAACAAGGCCUGACAUCUGUUAUGGUACUCAACAGUUAUCUCAGUUCUUGGACUGCCCAACCAAUGAACACAUGCAGGCAGCUCACAGGGUCCUUAGGUACAUCAAGGCUUCUCCAGGACAAGGCCUCUUCUUUUCAGCAAAUACCUCCUUGCAACUAAAGGGAUUUACAGAUUCAGACUGGGCAUCUUGUCCAGAUACCAGAAGGUCAAUUACAGGUUUCUACACCUUCUUAGGCAGCUCCCUAAUCUCUUGGAAGUCCAAGAAACAAGUCACUAUCUCCAGAAGCUCAUCAGAGGCUGAAUACAGGGCUCUAGCCACAACAGCUUGUGAAAUGCAGUGGUUGUUAUAUCUCCUGCAAGAUCUAGGGAUAUUUGAUACAUCUCCAGCCACAUUGUAUUGUGAUAACAAGUCAGCCAUUACUAUAGCUGAGAAUCCGGUGUUCCAUGAGAGGACUAAGCAUAUAGAAAUUGAUUGCCACUUGGUAAGAGAGAAGUUAUUAAAAGGGACUCUAAAGCUUCUACAUGUCUCCACAACCAAUCAGUUAGCUGAUGUCUUUACAAAGCCUCAACCUCAGACUAACUUCAACUUUUUGAUUUCCAAGCUGAACCUACAUAACAUGUAUGCUCCAGCUCGCGGGGGAGGGGGGGGGUGUUAA